AUGCACUGCACCUAUCUUCAAGCUAUUAACCAGUGUGAUGCUGAUCUUUUACAUUUUUGGCAUAAGUUCAUCAAGGCUCCAGAAGGCUCUCUUAGGAAAUUUGAAGUUCAAAAGCAGCUUGCUGAUGCUAUGGCACACAGAACGCACAUUGACAGUAGUAUCAAACUUGUUGGGAAACUUCUCUUUGGAAUCGAAAAUGGGCCUGAAGUGCUAAAGACCGUUCGGCCUACAGGCCAGCCACUUGUUGAUGACUGGGACCGUCUUAAAUCCUUGGUUAGAACAUUUGAGACUCACUGUGGAUCUAUAUCCCAAUAUGGAAUGAAACACAUGCGUUCUAUCAUCUGCAAUGCUGGCAUAAAGCAAGAACAAAUGGCAGAGGCAUCGGCUCUGGCCUGUGCCAGUUUCCCUUCCAGUUCUUGGAGCUCUCUCCACAGGGGAUUUAGUGCUUGA
Messenger RNA from Fraxinus pennsylvanica, 450 nucleotides. The record is from the annotation of a GenBank genome assembly. NCBI's taxonomy places the organism in Eukaryota, Viridiplantae, Streptophyta, Magnoliopsida, Lamiales, Oleaceae.